Octopus bimaculoides (California two-spot octopus) is the source of this 635-nucleotide messenger RNA. RefSeq names its product histone deacetylase complex subunit SAP18. The record is from RefSeq and is a predicted model, not a curated record. Lineage: Eukaryota; Metazoa; Mollusca; Cephalopoda; Octopoda; Octopodidae. Gene Ontology annotation, biological process: negative regulation of DNA-templated transcription. Gene Ontology annotation, molecular function: transcription factor binding; transcription corepressor activity. Gene Ontology annotation, cellular component: nucleus.
AGUUCCUUAAGACAGCACAAUGGUGGGCGAAGUGAGAGAACGUGAUGCGGCUUUCCGCGGAAAUAAAAUGAUGAAAAAUGCUACAGUAGAAUCGAUGGUUGUUGAAGAUAGCAAAGAGCCUGAGAAACCAAUCGACCGAGAAAAGACGUGCCCCCUUUUAUUGCGAGUGUUCUGUAAUACAGGUCGUCAUCACCCUCUUAGUGAAUAUCUUAGAGGACAGACUCCAUCGAACGAACUCCAAAUAUACACAUGGAUGGAUGCCACAUUGAAGGAACUUACUGGAUUAGUGAAGGAGGUGAACUUAGACGCACGCAGAAAGGGGACAUACUUUGAUUUUGCUAUGGUUUAUCCUGACUUAAGACAACAGGUGUAUCGUUUACAAGAUAUUGGCUCCACACGUUCUGGCCACCGUGGUGCAGAUGAUAAUGUUACUUUGGCUAGUAAAAAAUUCACAAUUGGUGACUAUCUGGAUAUAGCAAUAACUCCUCCACGCUCAGGACCAUUGCCCAUCUCACGAAGAGGAAGACCCUACUAGUACUGACCAAAACAUUGUUUACAUGUAUAUGUUUCUUUUGAUAGCUCAUUUAAUCCAAAUCUCAUCAUUUAUUGGUUUCACAAUAAAAUCACAAAAGUUA